This is a messenger RNA of Orbicella faveolata, 3207 nucleotides long. Its product is annotated as aldehyde dehydrogenase family 16 member A1-like. The record is from RefSeq and is a predicted model, not a curated record. Lineage: Eukaryota; Metazoa; Cnidaria; Anthozoa; Scleractinia; Merulinidae. Gene Ontology annotation, molecular function: oxidoreductase activity, acting on the aldehyde or oxo group of donors, NAD or NADP as acceptor.
AUUUGAUGACUAGAUACCAGAUCCCUGGGGAGUUCCUACAUGUCUGCAGUGCAACGUGCGUCGUAUCUAAACAGGCCAGCUAAUUGCCAGCUAAACAACAGAAAAUGGCCUCAACUCGCACCGAAACUCAAACUUCCACCGCGGGAAAAACCUCUGGUCCUGCAAAACUGAACAAGGAUCCCACUAUAGCGCAGAUUUUUGAGAGUUUAGAGUACGGCCCAGCUCCCGAAGCUGCCAGCGGUGUCAACUCGUGGCUGGACGAGCAUGGACGAGACUUCGGACAUUUCGUGAACGGAAAAUGGGUUAAACCCGAGGGAAGGAAGGUUUACGAGACAAGAAAUCCUGCAACAGGAGAAAAACUGGCAUCUACUAUGCAAGGUGAACAAGAGGAUAUAGACCGAGCUGUUGGAGCGGCAAGAGACGCCUUUAAAUCAUGGAGUAAACUUCCUGGGCAUGUGCGAGCUCGUUAUUUAUACAGCAUAGCUCGUCAUGUUCAAAAGCAUGCUCGAUUGCUGGCUGUGCUUGAAAGUAUGGACAAUGGUAAGCCAAUCAGAGAGACGCGUGAUGCUGAUGUGCAGAUAGUUGCCAGGCACCUUUAUCACCAUGCUGGCUGGGCUCAGCUCAUGGAGACAGAAAUGAGAGAUUGGAAACCCGUAGGUGUUGUUGCUGCAAUAGUUCCUUGGAAUUUCCCAUUAAUGUUACUCUGCUGGAAGGUUUGUCCAGCUCUUGCUAUGGGUAACACUGUGGUACUCAAACCAGCUACUUAUACACGUCUGACAGCACUUCUGUUUGCCGAGAUCUGUGCAGAGGCAGGACUUCCACCUGGUGUAUUCAAUGUAGUGACUGGGAAUGGUGCAUUUGGAAGUUCGCUUGCUGCACACACUGAUGUAGAUAAAGUUGCUUUUACAGGCUCUACAGAGGUUGGGAAAGUUCUUCGAAGGCUGACAGCAGGCUCAGGGAAGAAGCUGUCUUUAGAACUUGGUGGUAAAUCCCCUGUGGUUGUGUUUGAUUCCGCUGAUCUGGACAGCACAGUGGAGGGCAUUGUUGAUGCCAUUUGGUUUAAUCAAGGCCAGGUUUGCAGUGCUGGUUCUCGUUUGAUUGUCCAAGAGACUUGUGCUAAGAAGCUGAUUGGCAAGAUAAAAGAGCGUAUGGCACAUCUUAGGGUCGGACACAGCCUUGAUAAGUGCGUUGACAUGGGAGCAAUAGUUGACCCUUCCCAAAAGAAGUCCAUCGAAGCUUUUGUCGAGGAGGCCAGGAAGCAAGGAGCUGAGGUUUAUCAAAAUUGUGCUACAAUACCGGCAGAUGGGUCUUAUUACCCACCUACACUGGUCACAAAUGUCCAGCCUGUGUCCAAGAUUGUCAUGGAAGAGGUGUUUGGCCCAGUUCUGACUGUUCUGACAUUCAGAACUGCCAAGGAAGGAAUAGCAUUGGCUAACAACACCAACUACGGCCUUGGGGGAAGUGUCUGGACAGAAAAUCUGUCACUUGCUUUAGAAGUUGCAUUAAGCAUCAAGGCUGGGUCAGUCUGGGUGAAUGGACAUAAUCUGUUUGAUGCUGCAGCUGGGUUUGGAGGCUACCGUGAGAGUGGGUUUGGACGAGAUGGUGGGAAAGAGGGCUUGUAUGAAUAUGUUUGCCCUUCUUGGCAAGAAAGGGCCAGACCAGCUGUGGAGGAUUACGACGUGAAGUCAUUUGGUUCUACAGUUCCUGCCACAGUGAUGAAUCCAAAUUCGAAUCCACUAAAACUCCCUCCGUUGUCACCAGGAAAACUGAAUGGAAUUGUUCCACCAAGCAUUGAUCAUACGUACAAAAUGUACAUUGGAGGGGCUCAGAAACGACCUGAUGGAAACUAUUCUCGACCAGUAUUGAACCUUAAGGGGGAGGUGAUAGGACAAGUUGCUGAUGGAAACAGAAAGGAUAUCAGAGAUGCUGUGGAGGCAGCACAUAAAGCAGCGCCAGGCUGGGGUAAACGAGCUGCCCACAACAGAGCCCAGAUUGUUUACUAUAUGGCUGAGAAUUUGGAGCUGCGGCACAAUGAGUUUAGCCAGAGAUUGUGUGACAUGACCGGCUGUUCUAUGGAGGAGGCCAAGAAAGAACUGGAUGUUACAAUCCAGCGGUUGUUUUACUGGGGAGCAUAUGCAGACAAAUAUGGUGGUACUGUACAGGAAACUCCAUUCUAUGGUGCUACAGUGAAGAUCCACGAGCCAGUGGGCGUGAUAGGUAUCACUUGUCCUGACAGCUGUCCGUUAUUAGCAUUUGUGUCUCUACUGGCUCCUGCUGUUAUCAGAGGAAACACUGUGAUCAUUAUACCGAGUCACAAACACCCAGUGAUUGCUGUCGACAUGUAUCAGAUCUUCGAUACUUCUGAUCUGCCCGGUGGCGUGGUAAACAUAGUAACAGGCGAUAGAGAUCAUUUAACCAAAUACCUGUCUGAACACCAGGAUGUGCAGGCUAUGUGGUACUUUGGCUCCGCAGAGGGCAGCAAAUUUGUAGAGUGGUCCUCAUCGGUCAACGUGAAACGCACCUUUGUGAACUACGGUCAGAGCCGUGAUUGGCUCGACAACUCUCAGGGGCAGGGAGAGGAGUUUUUGUUCCAUGCUACCGAAUGUAAAAACGUGUGGCUUCCCAUGGGAGACAUCUUUGCCAACUGAGAGGGAUAUCUGAAAGAGAUUCUACGGUAUAGUGGUGCAUUCCUUCUGUGAAGAUCUGCAGGAUUAAGUCACAAAAAAAUGAAAAAAUAUGUGCAACAUUUGGUAAUAUAUAAGAACACGAAUGAGAAGCACUUGACUAUCAGUGCAAAUAUGGGGUACGGUUAACAAUCAUAUUCCAAUAAGUCAUAUUUUUAUAGCCAAUUCACUCUGACACACUCAGUAUUGUUGUUAUAGAAACCACCAGUAAUUUGGCAUACUUAUGGUGUUUUUCAUCCAUCGUGACUCUUUCAUGGUAAAUCGCUUGUCAGCCAGUGUCUUGAUUCACUAUAAGUGACCCGUUGCCUAGGGGACAAAAAUAUUUAAAUAAGUGUUCUCAACAAGAAGUAACUUAAGUAGUCAAACUGUUUUAAAACGGUAGCCCAUGCUAAAUCAAAUCAAAAAGGGAAUUGCUAACUUGAAUUGCUGGUUUUUGUUAUGGGUCAAUUGAAGAAAGGGUGGUACGAUAAGGCAAUUAGUAAAGCGCAGACAUGUGUGAAAUGAAUUUUUGAAAUAAUAAAGG